AUGGCUCAACAUCCUGCUCCCGGGAGGGCUAUUAUCUCCGGUCCGCGUCCAUCUGGUCCAGGUAUUCUGCCAUCCAUAGUUGGUCAAGAUGGUAAUCAGGUUAGUCAGCUUGCAGGUAGGCGAAUGUUGCCAGCUGAUCCGCGCUUGCAUCAGAUUAUUGGACGUGCGGCUACUGCUAAGCGAAAACGUCGUCUGGCUGACCGUCUUCUCACAAAGACGGUACGAGAAAUCAUUCCAGAGUCCGAAUCAUAUAUGGAGCUUCUAGAAGUUGAAAAGAAAUUGGAUUUUGUUUUAAUGCGUAAACGUUUAACACUGCAGGAAGCAAUGAAAAAACCUUUCAAGGUAAAACGCAAAUUAAGAGUCAUACUCAGCAGUACUUUUAAGCCUGGCUCUACUGCAAUGCCCGUUGGAUCAGACGGACAAACUACACCUGGUGAUUGUGCUCCUGGUUGGGAGCUGAAAGUUGAAGGACAGUUGUUAGAUAAACCUGGUCAACCAAGCAAUAAUGACCCGAAAUGUCGUAGAAAAUUUUCAUCUUUCUUCAAAUCACUUGUAAUUGAAUUGGAUCGCGAACUCUAUGGUCCUGAUAACCAUCUAGUUGAGUGGCACAGAACAGCUACAACAGCCGAAACUGAUGGAUUCCAGGUAAAGCGAAGAGGUGAUAGUAAUGUUCGUUGUACGGUAUUGUUAAUGUUAGACCAUCAACCUCCUCAAUAUAAGCUAGAUUCACGUUUAGCAAGAAUAUUGGCUCUGCAUACCGGUACACGUUCACAAAUAUUCUAUGCUCUAUGGAACUAUAUCAAAACACAUAGAUUACAAGAUCCCAAUGAGAAGGAUUUCAUCAAUUGCGAUUCAUAUUUGGAACAAGUAUUCGGAUGUCCUCGAAUGAGAUUUGCUGAUAUACCUAGUCGUUUGGCUCCUUUACAACAACCACCUGAUCCCAUAGUGAUUAAUCAUAUUAUCACAGUUGAAGGCGAUGGUGGCCCCAAAACAGCAUGCUAUGAUAUUGAAGUUGAAGUGGACGAUGUAUACAAAAGUAUGGUACAUACAUAUCUAACUAAUAUGCAUACAAGUCAAGAGCUAUCCGCUAUCGAUAAUAAAAUACACGAAUUGGUUGAACAGAUCAAUCAAAUGAAAGUUCAUCGUGAGUUUUACUUAGAAUUCAGCCGUGACCCACAGACCUUCAUAUCUCGUUGGUUAGCUAGUCAGUGUCGAGACUUCUGGGUGAUGACCGAUGCUACACCAGGACAUCCCGAAGAAGAGCGUCAUGCAGAAUUCUAUAACGCUCACUGGACGCAAGAAGCAGUAAUGCGCUACUUUUACAACCGGAUUUCGCAAAGACGACAGGAUUUAGAACACGCGCUGGGGCUUAACAACAAUUAGUGCUAAGGACUUCUUCCUGUGCAUUUUAAACUCAGUGAAAGAAAUACGACCACUAAAUGCUGACUCAUAACCAAUAUUAUAUUAUUCGUUAUAUGUUUCAAUGGUUCUAACUCAGUAAUUCGUAUACUCCCUGCAGUCAAAAUGACCUUGUUUCUGUGGUGUUUGACUAACUUACUGUUAUACAUAUAUAUAUAUACACGGUAAUUCUGUUUUUAAAUAAG
Molecule: messenger RNA, 1604 nt
Organism: Schistosoma turkestanicum
Lineage: Eukaryota; Metazoa; Platyhelminthes; Trematoda; Strigeidida; Schistosomatidae
Source: the annotation of a GenBank genome assembly